GCGAGGGCGAGAGACGAAGACAGAGAGGCGAGGAGCGAGGGCGAGAGACGAAGACAGAGAGGCGAGGAGCGAGGGCGAGAGACGAAGACAGAGAGGCGGCUUGGGACGAACACAUAACAGGAUUGACAUGUCAACCAGUUCAAACAAUGAUGCUGGAUUCUUUGAAAAUAAAAGAUGCAAAUGUGGGAAAAAAGCAGGAGUGUACAUAUCAGAAUCAGAGAAAAAUCCAGGGAAGAUGUAUUUCAAGUGCGCAAAUAAGGAUUGUGACUACUUUGCGUGGGGAGUGGCUUCUACUGGGAGUGGAUCAAAUAUCCAAAAGAGCGGAUACGAUUAUGAUUUUGCGAGAAACAAUGAACUUGUGAAUAUCCUGGAACGACUUGACGCAAACCAACGAGAACGACUUGAAGCGAUCAAAUUCAUGAUGCUCACAACCAUAGUGAUGGUUGGUUUUACCAUGCUAGUGGUGCUGCUCAAGUGAACUUGUAUUUCUACUUAAUGUAAACCAGUAUUUCUACUUAAUGUAAACCAGUACUUGUAGAACUUGUUUA
Molecule: messenger RNA, 548 nt
Organism: Camellia sinensis
Lineage: Eukaryota; Viridiplantae; Streptophyta; Magnoliopsida; Ericales; Theaceae
Source: RefSeq, a predicted model, not a curated record